This is a messenger RNA of Pseudocercospora fijiensis CIRAD86, 552 nucleotides long. RefSeq lists its product as uncharacterized. Gene Ontology annotation, molecular function: transmembrane transporter activity. The record is from RefSeq and is a predicted model, not a curated record. Gene Ontology annotation, cellular component: membrane. Lineage: Eukaryota; Fungi; Ascomycota; Dothideomycetes; Mycosphaerellales; Mycosphaerellaceae. Bases 1 to 552 code for a protein of 183 amino acids. The transcript has a single exon. Gene Ontology annotation, biological process: transmembrane transport.
AUGAGCAGCUGGGAGGCGGUUGCCGGCAAUCUCUACACCGUGUUCCUCAACGGCGGGCCUCAGACGUUGGUAUGGGGCUUCCUCCUCGUCUGGCCGGGUGCAAUAUCACAGGCAGCCUCGAUGGCUGAGAUGGCCUCCGUACAGCCUAUUGCUGGAGCAAUGUAUCACUGGACUUACGCACUACCGCCGAGCAGUAUCACGCGCUUUGCGACCUGGCUCCAAGCAUGGAUCACUUGGGCUGGCUGGAUCGGUAUGUCUGUCGGAAUAGGGACUGUGACUGCUUCCUGGAUCAUCAAUCUUGCACAGCUGCACUAUGCGAACUAUGAAGCGAAGCUAUGGCAUACCACUCUCAUCAUCGGGGCAAUGCGAUUGAUGACAACCCCUAUUAAUUUAUCCAGAUUCGGCAAGCUUGUGCCAUGCAUCGAGACCGUCGCGGGCUGCUUUCACGUCAUGUUCUGGGUCGUGUUCUGCGUGGUCCUACUUGCGACAGCCCCAAAGCACGAUGCGAACUUCGUCUUUUUCAGUCGCGUGUCUACACCGCUUAUGUCAUGA